GGUGUACCGGAAGUCAUCUUAUUCAAGAUGGCAGCUCUCUGUGAUUUGAUUUCAGCCGGAUUGAUAGAGAAGGAUACAAAUGAUGAUAUUUUAUGGACAUGGUCAUAUCCCAUGGUUACUGAACAACAGAGAGCAUUGUUCACUAGGAAAUGUUGUCUCAGUCAAGGAAAUGAACAUUUUGUUGAAUUUCUAUACAGUCAGCUGGGCCGUCAAUGGUAUUACAUCUUUACUCGCAAAGUUGACGACAGAGAUAACUUACCCAAGGUGCAAGCCUUCUCUUUAAUUCUUCUAGCAAAAGAUUUCAACCCAGAAAAAUACGAAGCUCUUUGCCAGAUUCUUUGUCAACGUUACUGUAAAACAGGUUCACCAACUUCAAUACUGGAAGUGUAUCUAGCAGUUGUGACAAAGGGAAAAUGCAACAGCGAGGAAAAUGGGAAAUUUUCAACUCAAGAUUAUCAAAUAAAACACGCUUAUGCAAAUUCAAAUCUAGCUGGUAUUAUAGAGGUGUUUGGUGUGGAGACUAUAUUGAUAUACACAGCAUUGUUACUAAAGAAAAGGAUAGCUGUUUACUUCCCACCUCAUUCUAUACAAGAUUUGUUACAGUUUACAAGAUCAUUGCCCGCUUUUGUGUGGCAUCGCCAGAACUGGAAUAUAGUUUAUCCAUAUGUUGAAUUGGUAGAUGAGGAGGUGGACCAACUGAAGACAAGUAAUCACUAUGUGGCGGGAUUUACAGAUGCAACUAUCGAGUCAAGGAGUGACCUUUAUGACGUAUUUGUGAAUGGAACAGCGGGGCAGAUAAGUGUAGCACCACAUGCCAAAGAUGCACUUGCAAUGGGGAAAUUACAUAAAGACAUUGCCAUGUUUAUGGUGAAACUGAUUGAAGACGAAGAAAUAAAUCAGCAGCAAGUGAUAAAGGAGGUAGCCAACAGAACCAAAGAGUUAUUAAACAACCUAAAAACACUUGCUGAAGAAGAUGGAACUAUAUCAUUGGAAAGUCUGAAAGAACGAAAGAUGCCACCAGCUACAGAAAACUUCCUGUUUAGUCUUGCUGCCUGUGAGGGCCUGGUUAAACUGUGAUAUAUUUAUUCAUGUUAUAGAGAUUUUCCCAUAACUGUGGAUAUUUAAUUUUAAAAGAAAAUAUAUAUUAACGCCAGUUCACAGUGCCAUAAUUGGUUGUAGUAGAUUGAAAAUCAAGGACAUGCAAUCAUAAUUUGAGGAACUGGGUCAGGACUUGAUUUGCACUUAAAAUUAUGGAGACAAAAUAGAAAAAAAAAAGUAUGAAAAACUGUACAUGUUUGGCAAUAUAGGCAUUUAAGGCAAGAUGAUUUGAUAGUAAAAACAGUAAUAAUGAUUUGAUGACAGAUACAUUUGUUAACCAACUGUGGAAUUGGAAAAAGAAUCGACAGUUACUACAAUAGAAUGACAUCAGUAAAAUGGUUUAAUUUUCCGUUUGAUCUAGAUUUCAAGUCAUUAAAGAUAGUGGUCUUUGAUUUUUUAUGCCUCAUGUAGUUUGAGCCUCAUGCUUCAUAUGAGGAAGCCAUACAGCUGGUUUAUGGAAGGUCAGUGGUUCUACCCAGGUGCCUGCUUGUGAUGAAAUAAUGCACAGUACAGAAGGACACCUUGGGUCUUCUGCCACCAUUAAAGCUGGGAAGCCGCCAUAUGACCUAUAAUUGUGUUGGUGCGACUUAAAACCGAACAAAAACAACCCAAAAUCAUUUAAUGCUAUCUUUCAUAGAUUAAAAAUAACUUGUUUUGAAGAAUAGUUAUAUGUUAGUUGGAGGUUAUGUCAUUCGAACUUUAUACAUGUGCAAUAUUGUGUAUUUUAAUAGUGUUACUAUAAACAUAUUUUACAAAAAUAUAUAGGUAAUUAUUA
Mercenaria mercenaria is the source of this 1873-nucleotide messenger RNA. Its product is annotated as DENN domain-containing protein 10-like. NCBI's taxonomy places the organism in Eukaryota, Metazoa, Mollusca, Bivalvia, Venerida, Veneridae. The transcript is spliced from 8 exons. The coding region runs from base 28 to 1077 and encodes 349 amino acids. Gene Ontology annotation, cellular component: late endosome. The record is from RefSeq and is a predicted model, not a curated record. Gene Ontology annotation, molecular function: guanyl-nucleotide exchange factor activity; small GTPase binding. Gene Ontology annotation, biological process: protein transport; regulation of early endosome to late endosome transport.